AUCAUUGACGAGUCGGCGGCACAACUGCAACGCAACAGCCCUACCUCGUCCUUGUCCGCGUCACCUGCGCCGCAGUACAUUACGCCCACAGACACGCCCACGACCAGCACACGACGACUGAACUACACGACCCGAACCCCCAACCCCAGACCCAAAACACGCCAACAUGUCGGCGUCACCAACCAUUGCCGACCCGGCCGAGGUCAAGGCGAUCAUCAAGAGCGUUGACAUGACCGACGACAUGCAGCAGCACGCUGUCCAGACGGCAAUCGACGCACUCGACAAGUACACGGUCGAGAAGGACGUCGCCAUGCACAUCAAGAAGGAGUUUGACCGCCUCUACAGCACGACGUGGCACUGUGUCGUCGGCAAGCACUUUGGCAGCUUCGUCACCCAUGAGACCAAAAACUUCAUCUACUUCUACCUCGGCCCCAUUGCUGUCCUCCUCUGGAAGACUUCGUAAAGGCAUACCGCUGGAGACGCCGUCCUUCCCUACCCCACCCCGCCCCUCAUGUCCCCCUUCCUCUCAGCUUACAGUCCUGUCGGCCCGCCCGCCCACAUCCCGCACACACAACAUCGUCAUUAGUAAAUAGAGCGCACACAAGCUCGUCAA
This is a messenger RNA of Vanrija pseudolonga, 613 nucleotides long. RefSeq names its product Dynein light chain 1, cytoplasmic (gene dlc-1). The transcript is spliced from 4 exons. Lineage: Eukaryota; Fungi; Basidiomycota; Tremellomycetes; Trichosporonales; Trichosporonaceae. The coding region runs from base 167 to 463 and encodes 98 amino acids. The record is from RefSeq and is a predicted model, not a curated record. Gene Ontology annotation, cellular component: cytoplasmic dynein complex. Gene Ontology annotation, molecular function: dynein intermediate chain binding. Gene Ontology annotation, biological process: microtubule-based process.